AUGGCGGCGGCUUCAAAUGCCAGAAGACUUUUAGCAAUUGAUUUCGAAGUUUUUGGCAACGUUCAAGGAGUUUUCUUCAGAAAGUGGACGGAAAAGAAAAGCAAGGAAUAUGGCUUAGUUGGCUGGGUGAAAAACACAAGAGUGUCUACUGUUGUUGGGCAGAUACAAGGCGAAAAACAAGGCAUUGAUCAAAUGAAGGUAUGGUUAUCAACCAAAGGCAGCCCUAAAUCAACCAUUACAAAUUGUGAAUUUACCAAUGAGAGAAGCAUUAGCAAACUUGAUUUCACAGACUUUAAGAUUGUAAGAGAGUCGAAGCCAAAAUCAACCAGAAAGGUGAAGUAAAAGUGUGAUAUAAUUGCUGGAUUAUGUGGCUUAUUUGUUUGGUAUCAAUGUAAAUAUAUAUUAAAAUAAUAAUGAAAUACUGAAUCAUUACUGAAUACUGUUUUGUCUUGUGUGA
Molecule: messenger RNA, 457 nt
Organism: Dendronephthya gigantea
Lineage: Eukaryota; Metazoa; Cnidaria; Anthozoa; Malacalcyonacea; Nephtheidae
Product: acylphosphatase-1-like
Exons: 4
Coding region: 1-342 (113 amino acids)
Molecular function (GO): acylphosphatase activity
Source: RefSeq, a predicted model, not a curated record